This is a messenger RNA of Scomber scombrus (Atlantic mackerel), 4090 nucleotides long. It is a transcript of the gene c5, whose product is annotated as complement component 5. The record is from RefSeq and is a predicted model, not a curated record. Gene Ontology annotation, molecular function: endopeptidase inhibitor activity. NCBI's taxonomy places the organism in Eukaryota, Metazoa, Chordata, Actinopteri, Scombriformes, Scombridae. Gene Ontology annotation, cellular component: extracellular region.
GUGUGUGUGUGUGUGUGUGUGUGUGUGUGUGUGUGUCUGCCGGUGGCUCAGUCCUCUCAGUCAGUGUGAGUGUUGCUGCCGUCAGGAUGAAGGUGUGUGUGCUCCUGCUGUGUGUGUGUUUUCUGUGGAGGAUCGAAGCUCAGUCCCGAACGUAUCUGAUCACGGCUCCUCUGUCUCUGCACCUGGACGCCAUGGAAACGGUGCUGCUGCAGUUAUUCGGCUUCACGGAGGAAGUGAAAGUUUACGUGUUCCUGAAGACGUCGAUGGCUCCGGAUCACGUGGAGCUGGCGAGAGAAGUGGUGACGCUGAACGCUGCGAACAACCAUCAGGCUGCUGCUAGAGUCAGAUUGUUCCCAGGUCAGCUGGAUAAAGGUGUGAGUCAUGUGACCCUUCACGUCCAAUCAACAGAGAUCAACCAGCAUCUCUCUCUCGCUGUCAGCCGCACUAACGGCUUCCUGUUCAUCCAGACCGACAAACCUUUGUACACACCUCACCAGGGAGUCAAAGUGAGGGCGUUCUCGAUGAACCAGGAGCUGAGGCCGGCCAAUCGCAGCGUGUUCCUGACCUUUAAGGAUCCGGAUCAUAAGACCGUGGACAUCGUGGAAAUGAUUGAUGUGAAUAACGGAAUCCCCUCCAUGCAAAACCCCUUCAAGAUCCCCAUCAGACCAAAGUUGGGGAUUUGGACCAUUGAAGCUGCGUAUUCUGAUGAUUUCACCACAACAGCGAGAGCAGACUUUGAAGUUAAAGAAUACGUUCUUCCCAGUUUCUCCAUCCUGGUGGAGCCACAAGUGAACUUCAUCAGCUACGGAAGCUUCACCCGCUUCACCUUUAAGGUCUCAGCCAAGUAUUUCCAUGGAGCUCCGGUAGCUAACGGCGAGGUGUUUCUGCGCUACGGCUACGUUGGCAAGAAGGACGCUCCGUUCAUCAUCCCGAACUCUGUAACCAGAGACAGAUUGUCUUCGGCAGGUGAGGUGGACGUGACUCUCAACAUGGAGGCGGUUCUGUCCAAACACACCGGACCCCAAGACCUCAACAGCCUGGUGGGGAAGUAUCUGUAUAUCGCUAUUCUGCUGCAGGAGGAUACAGGUGGGAUCAGCCAGGAGGCGGAGUUUGCAGGAGUGAAGUUUGUGAAAUCCCCAUACAGUCUGAGCCUGGUGUCCACGCCUCCUUUCAUCAAACCUGGACUUCCCUAUAACAUCCAGGUGUUGGUGAAGGAUCAUCUGGACAAACCGGUGAACAGAAUCCAGGUUCGUCUGGUGGAGCGACAGCUGUUCAGGCGGGGGAGAGACAGCGAGAACAUGCCCUGUCCUGACAGCGCCUACAGCCAAUCAGACGGCCUCGCUGUCUUCAUCUGCAACACGCCGAGUGAGGCAGUCAAAGCUGUGCUGAAGUUUGAGACAGAUGACAGCAGACUCCCAGCAGCCAGUCAGGCCAGUCUGACGCUGGAGGCGUUGGCCUAUAACUCUCCGAACCAGCGCUACCUGUACAUCGACCCCCCGAUGCCCGGCCGAGGCCUGCAGGUGGGACACUACGCCAGCAUCAAGGUGUACUCAGCCACGCCGACCUACAUAUCUGUCACAACCUUCAGCUUCCUGGUUCUCUCUAAAGGGAAGGUGGUGGAUUUUGGCAGUAUAAAGUUCGUCUCCACCGCUGACAACAAACAGAUGCUGCGCUUCCAGGUGACGAGCGCCAUGGUCCCGUCCAUCAGGGUGCUGGUCUACUACAUCCUGUACGGGGAGGGGACGUCCGAGCUGGUGGCCGACUCCAUCUGGCUGGACGUCAGAGACAAAUGUGUCAGCGGACUUCAGACUGAGGUGUCGUUCCCUGCACGGGACUACAGACCAAAGCAGAACCUCCGGCUGGACAUUACGGCCAAUCAGGAGGGCCUGGUGGCGCUGUCUGCCGUAGACUCCACCCUUUACACCAUGCGGCCUAACUACCAAGACCCUGUUACCAAGGUGCUGCGUCACAUCGAGCAGAGCGACCAGGGCUGCGGAGGAGGCGGCGGCAAAGACAGCGCAGAUGUCUUCCGAUUGGCCGGCCUCACCUUCUCCACCAAUGCCAACGCCCACCCAUCAGCCAGCAAUGAGGCGUGUACAGCAGCAGUGCGUCCAAAACGAGCUCUGACUGACGAGGAGAAGAUGAAAAAAGCAAAGAGUUACGGCCCCCGUAAGACGUGCUGUGAGCAUGGGAUGAAAUACAUCCCAAAGAGCGUCACCUGCCAUCAGUUUUCCAAGCAGGUGUUCAAGAAACAUCCGCCCUGCCAGCAAGUGUUCAGAGAGUGCUGCGAGUUCAUCCAGCGGCACCUGGACCUGGACCAGAACCUGAUCCUGGGACGACACGACAUGGGAGCUGACUUCGAUCAGGCUCCUUCUCUGGUACGGAGCUACUUCCCAGAGAGCUGGCUGUGGGAGGUUCAGCGCGCUAGUCCCGGUCAGCAGUCGGUCAGCAGGACUCUACCUGACUCUCUCACCACCUGGGAGAUCAAAGCCAUCGGCAUGUUCAAGACCGGUAUGUGUGUCUCAGAGCCAGUGAAGGUGCCGGUCACCCUGCCGCUCAGUGUAGACGUCCCGCUGCCCUAUCAGGUGGUCCGAGGAGAGCAGCUGGAGCUCAGAGGCUCAGUGUACAACCGGCUGACCGACGUCACCAAGUACUGCGUGACGCUGACGGUCGGUCCAGAGAUCUGUCUGCUUCAGUCCCAGCCGGCAGCUGGAGGGGGGGGGCUUCACUCCACCACCUGUGACUGGAGCUCCCUGCAUCCAGGAGACGUGCGGAAGGUGAGCUUCACCCUGAUGGGCCUGGAGCACGGAGAGCACACCCUCACCUUCACCCUGAGGACACGAAAUGGACGUAAAGAUGUGCUGGAGAAGAAGCUCCGUGUGGUGCCUGAAGGAGUGAGGCAGGAGGAUUAUUCUGGAGGGAGACUCGACCCGCAGGGACUCUACGGGUCAGAGAAGAGAUCAGUGGAGCUGAAGAACAAACCGCCGCCCAACAUCGUUCCCAAAACAUCUGUAGACAGAUUCCUGACUAUCAACGGUGAGGUUCUGGGUGAAGUCCUGUCUGUGAUGCACAGCCCCGAAGGCCUCCGGCAGCUGGUCAACCUACCGGCAGGCUCGGCGGAGGCGGAGCUUGGCGGGCUCCUCCCCCUGGUGCAGGUGUACCGAUACCUGGAGACCACGGGGAGCUGGGGAGUCCUCGGUACCGACAUCCAGAAGAACUCACGAGAUCUGAAACAGAAGAUCAGAGAGGGUGUGGUCAGUAUCAGCUCGUUCAGAGGUGGAGACUCCAGCUACAGCAUGUGGAUGAAGAGAGAAGCCAGCACCUGGCUGACAGCUCUGGCAGUGAAGACCCUGUCUCUAGUGGACCAGGUUCUGGUUGUGGACCAUCAGGAUCUCUCUGAGUCCGUGUCCUGGUUGAUCAGCAGCGCUCAGAAACCUGACGGAUCCUUCAGUGAGAAAUCCUCCUUCAGACCCAACAAGAUCCUGGCUGAGGGGACCGACGCCGUCGACCAAUCGGUGUAUCUGACGUCCUUCGUGCUGAUCGCCUUAAAGAGAGCCACGAGCAUCAAAGACCCGAUCCUGCAGCUCCGAUCACAUGAUGACAGCAUGAGUUUGGCAGCAGACUACAUUUCCCAGCAUGCCCUGACAGUGAAGAGUGUGUAUGUGCGAGCGGUGGCGGCGUACGCGAUGACGCUUCAUGACCCCAACGAUGUGAUGGCGAGUCAGCUGCUCACGAGCCUGGAGAACCUGGCCCGGCAGAAAGGACACCCUGCUGUGCUCAGGUACUGGCAGGAGACCAGCGUGACAGCUGAUUGGCUGAAACCCGACCAAUCCAGCGGUCUGACGGUGGAGACGACAGCGUACGUCCUGCUGACUGUGCUGCUCAAGGGAAGGAUCCAGUACGCCAGCCCCAUCCUCACCUGGCUGACCCAGGACCAGCACUAUGGAGACGGGUUUCUACUCUGUACAGGUACACACACACACACACACACACACACACACACACACACACACACACACACACACACACACACACACACACAUUCACACAAUCAAUCAAUCUAAUCUUUAUUUGUAAAGCGCCAAAUCAC